CCCCUUGUCCCUCGCGGCUGCAGUCUGUGCCGGGGAACAAGCAGGGGGAUGGGCCCACAGCCACGCAGGGGUUCCGACGGUCCAGCAGUCCGACAGACAGCAGGAUCCGAACUGGAGGGAAGGAAUCUGCUAGAGAACAUUAUCAGACCAGUUCGAGUUAUUUCACAAAAGGUAAAACCCCACAAAAGUUCUUCGCUGACUUGGAGCGCAGUAAAGAGGCUCUCUGCAACCAAAACAGGAUGUCGGACCUUCCAGUCAAUGACCACCUCGCAGGGAUCUUAUCUGAUUUUGAAGCACUGAAGAGAUCAUUCGACGAUGAAACUGUGGAUGACGUGACGUCUGUCGCCUCAGCUUCCUCUGUGUCCACCCCCAUUCCCCCCUCUUCCUCCUAUUUCAUCCUUAACCACAAUAAACCCAGCAUGGAACAGGGUCAAGGUGGCCAGUCUCCAUCUGUUGUCGUCAGCAACAAGAGCAUGAGUUCGUCAGUGCACUCCCAUACAUGCCUGAGCUCAAGUCUCAGCCCCAUCCUCAAUACCCAUGCUGUAGGCAGCAGCUUGUCCUUCAACAGAGGAACUAUGAACAGGCCAAUAAUCUCCAACAAUAGCUCCUCUGUGUCCAGAGCUGCUUCCUUCCAAAGCAGGUUAAACCCCAACUUUUGCUUAAAACUGUCAGGGCCUGGCAGUGACAAUGACAGCCUUUACAGAUCUACAUCCAGCUUGGAGUACUCCAGUGGUGGUGGCUAUAUCAUCCCAGCUAACAAGUUGACAUCCUAUCACAGCCCCCCACCUCAGAGGGAGUACAAUGGAUCUAAGCUCAACUGGCCACAACAGCAUGAAGCAAAUAUGGAGAAGUUCUCCCAUGGGAGUGUUUUCAAAUCUGAGGUGAGCCAAGGGCCCAAGCAGAUGCUGGAUAUUGGAGAGCCUCAGGUGCUAAACCAUGGCACAAUGUCAAUUCUUGACUUCCAACUUCCAGGAGAAGGGAAACUAGGAAUUUCAAGAGAUGGUGGUGAAGGCAAGAUAUCUCCAGGAAUGAAGUAUGUUGAUGCCAAUUCUAACUGGUGUGGUCUGCAUAGUGGGUAUUCUUUUCAAGAAUGUGGAUCCCAACAACUGCUUCGGACCAUCAAGAAUCCUCAGUCCAAACCCAAAGAAACUCCACGUCUCGGCAAGUUCCCUUUGGAUCUGGACAGCUUAGUAAGCAACAUCUCACCAACCCCCCCUGCCAAGCUAGAGGUGGGAUUGAUGAGCCCUAAGGCUUCAAUCCGUUCCCAGCAGAGCAUAAGCUACCUUCAGAACCACCACCCAAGCCCUUCAUCUACAACUGCCAGCCCUUCAGCCUCUCUCAGCAGCCUAGACAGUUCUUCUGACACACCAGUUCAACCCUAUAGCUAUCAACGUUCACCCAUAUCUCCAAGUUCUCCAGUUCCUUCACACCAUUCCAUCACUAUUCCAGUAAUGAGUUGCUCUCCUGUAGCCCUUUCCUCACCUGAGAACCUUCAGAUGGAUAAUUUGUCACAAUCCCAGGUUGUACACAUGGUCCCCAAUCUCCAAAGGCAAUUUAGUUCUUCCUGCACCUCUAGCUCCACAGCGAUUGAAUCUUUGGAAGAUGGUGAAUGUGAUGAAAAAGAUAAUGUGGACCUAAUCUUACAGAGGAUUGCUUUGUUCUCUUGGCCUGCCACAAUCGACACCACCACAGGAUCUGCAGUCCGUAUUCCCAUACCUAACCAAACUACUAAUGGGUUGUCAUCUAUGUCCAGCUGUCCCACUGAGACCAGAACCAUGAUAAAGGAGAGGAACAAGAAACAUGGAGAAACUGCUGAAAAGUUGCUGAAAGACCCACCAACCCUGAUGGAGGAGAGAGGGGAGAAGGAGAGUGUAAUCAUGGCAGAGGAGCAAGUGGAUGAAGGGAAGAACCAUGAACACCAAAAAAUCCAGACCUCCAAGUCAGAAAAAGAGCACUGUGUGGAGGGCCAUACAGAGCCAGAGGAGACUGGGAAGGAGAAGGGAAUGAGAAUCGAGGAGACAAAGAAAGAGUCAGAUCUGAAGACAGCGGUCCAGCUGGAGCUUUCCCAGUCUGCUUCAGGCUUCCAGACUGGCUUCAUCCAAGGAACCGACUUGUUUGGUUAUGUGGGCAUUGAGGCAGUGCUGGACCAGAUGAGGCGGAAGACCAUGAAAGCUGGCUUUGAGUUCAACAUUAUGGUGGUUGGUCAAAGUGGUUUGGGGAAGUCCACGCUUGUCAACACCCUGUUCAAGUCGAAGGUCAGCCGGAAGUCAUGCACACCUAACUACGAAGAGAAAAUAUCCAAAACAGUCAAACUGCAUGCAGUCAGUCAUGUGAUUGAAGAAAAAGGGGUUAAGAUGAAGCUGACAGUGAUCGACACUCCUGGGUUUGGGGACCAGAUCAACAAUCAGAACUGCUGGGAACCCAUAGUGAAGUAUGUCAACGAGCAAUAUGAGAAAUAUCUGAGAGAGGAGCUGAACGUCAACCGCAAGAGAAGAAUACCUGACAGCAGAGUUCACUGCUGCAUCUACUUCCUCCCUGCAACCGGACACAGGCUGCGUCCUAUUGAUCUAGAGUUCAUGAACAGAUUGGGGAAGAUUGUGAGCAUUGUCCCUGUCAUCGCCAAAGCAGACACACUCACCGUGGAGGAAAGACAGGAAUUUAAAGAAAGGAUAAGGCAAGACUUGACAUCCAAUGGAAUUCGUGUUUACCCCCAGAGAGAGUAUGAUGAAGAUCCAGAGGAUCGCAUCCUCAACGACAGAAUCAGGGAAUGCAUUCCCUUUGCUGUUGUGGGAACUGACAAGGAGCACCAGGUGAAUGGAAACAAGGUGCUGGGCCGGAAGACAAAGUGGGGAAUCAUUGAAGUUGAAAAUGCGGCACACUGUGAGUUUGCAAACCUGAGAGAUCUUCUUAUCAGGUCUCACCUGCAGGACCUGAAGGAUGUGACCCACAACAUCCACUAUGAGACCUACCGUGUACGACGACUCAACGAGAGCAACAUGAACUUCGGUGAGCUGGUUCUGUCCAACUGGCCCCUGAAGAACGGGACUGACACAUGUGAAACAGAAAGCCAACUCUGAUCUGUCCUUUAUCAACACUUUCCUGCUGUGCAUUCACUAAAGUGCACAUGUUUGUCCUCACCUCACAGUGAAAUAUGGGAGAGAGAAGUUUAUUUUUUUCUGCAAUGACAAAAAAUGGGAUGGAGAAACCAUUUUUUAACAAUGGGACCCAGUAGUGGAAUACUUUGUCUAUGAGAAAUAUUGGAGUUUUUAUAUAACAUAGAAAAAAAGUGUUGCAGCUAGAUGUGUUUGAUGGUGAGGUCACAUUUAUUUCCUGGAGGGAUGGUGAUCUGUUCACAUCAGGGGAUGCAGGCAGUACAAACAACUCAGUGGGACAGAGGUGAGGUAGGAUUAAUUUAGGCUGUAGUUAAAUGUCAGCUGGACGAUCAGGUGUCCACACACUUUGUUACAAUGUUCACAAACACGUUGGCCUUGCAGUGUGGAAUUAAGCUCGGUUCAGAUGUUGCAGGAUGUAAACACUGGUAAAUAAAGCAUUAGAUAGAACCUCCUGCUGUGCCAAGAAUUUACCGUUUUCUUCCCUAUAAACUAAGAGUUUUUAAUCUGAUAAAUGAUGCUGUUAUUUACUCGUGGUUUGAGCUGCAUGUUUAAAAAGAGGAUUGACAUUAUUUCCUAAAUUUGAUCUGUUAAUCAUAGAGCCAACUAACCGUGUAGAAUACAUACUAAAAGAUUUAACUGUCUGAUUCAGUUUUCUUAAUGUUGUUUGUUACAUUUCAUCAUUUGCUAACUGUGUUGACUUGUCCACACUGGAUAGAUCUGGGAACUGACUCUGUGAGGGUAUUCAAAUAUACUUCUUUAGAGCUUGCUGUCCACAUUAAAGUGCCAAAAUAACAGAAAAUAAUCACAAAUUUCAACUGUCUUUCAACUUAAAGUGUAACUUUACAGAAAUAUUUAAAAAUCAAAUCUUUGUUCAUGCUGGUUCAUUCAUCAGUUCAACACGAACAGACUUCUAUCAGAAGCUUUGCUCAGUCCACCACCCAGUGGAGAAAAUGAGAAGCGCAAUUAUUAUAGAGAUGAUUUCUGUCAAAAACAAUCCAACCCUGGAACGAUAACAGAACAGGUUUUAUGCUUAGUAUACAUCAUCUGAAAGGGUUUUACUAUCUUUCCCCUGUUACAUUUUCCACAUUUAGUGAGACGUGUUUGUGUUCCUACUGAGACAGAAUAGAUGUAAAGCACGUAGCAUCAAAACUAAGUAUGUUAAAUAAAAAAGGGCUGCCUUUUCUAACAUUUCUGAGCAAUGAAACACUUGGUUUGACCAAAACUGAAAGCCUUCAAAUUAAUAAAAAAAAACAUUUAAGAAUUAGAUGUCACUUUUUACAUACUUCAUGAUUUCUUCAACAGUUUGGUCAAUUUAUCAAAACACAACACAAACUUAAAUUGGUAAUCUGUUGUUUUCUUCGAAUACACACACAUAGAUUGAGUUACAUUUUAUACACAGAACCUUCUACAUCUACUUGAUAGAUGUAGAAGUACAUACAGAGCCUUGCAAAUGGUGUUGAAUUUUUCACAUUCUAACACUUUACACACUUUAAUGUACUUUAUUGGCAUUUUACAUUACAAACCACAUUAAAGUAAUGCAUAAAUGUGAAGUGGAAGGAAAAUGAUAACUGGUUGUCAAUAUGUUUGUUUUAGAAAUAAAAAUCUUAAAAGUG
Molecule: messenger RNA, 4726 nt
Organism: Girardinichthys multiradiatus
Lineage: Eukaryota; Metazoa; Chordata; Actinopteri; Cyprinodontiformes; Goodeidae
Product: neuronal-specific septin-3-like
Exons: 11
Coding region: 240-3077 (945 amino acids)
Biological process (GO): cytoskeleton-dependent cytokinesis
Cellular component (GO): cell division site; microtubule cytoskeleton; septin ring
Molecular function (GO): GTPase activity; GTP binding; molecular adaptor activity
Source: RefSeq, a predicted model, not a curated record